Molecule: messenger RNA, 960 nt
Organism: Funneliformis mosseae
Lineage: Eukaryota; Fungi; Glomeromycota; Glomeromycetes; Glomerales; Glomeraceae
Source: the annotation of a GenBank genome assembly
AUGGAUUUGAAUAGACUUGCCGCACUUGGUUGUUGUUCUUGGUAUUUUAAUAGAAAAGCAAAGAAUAUCAAGCGUGACUUGAUAAUUCCACCAAAUCCAUCAUCACAAUCAGAUGAAAUGACGAAAAAGGAAUUAAAAAAGUCGUCUGAAGAUCUAUGUAUAGAUAAAUUCAUUCAAGGUUCUCAAUUAAAGUCGACGAAUAACCGAUCUUAUUUAUUAUGGAUACCUUUUGACGAUUUAAUCGAUGUAAAAUAUUUAGCAAAUGGAGGUUUCGCUUCGGUUUAUUCGGCCAUUUGGGAUCAUUUUGAGACCAAAGAUAUGGUUGACGUUGUGCUUAAACGUUUACAUAAUGGUCAGAUUUCUAAUCCUGAAUUUUUAAAAGAACAAGUUUCAAUGUUUUUAUAUGGGUCUAUGAAUAAUAGUAAUAUCGUUAGAUGUUAUGGUUUCACAAAACACCCUACCGAAGGUUAUAUGUUGGUGUUGGAACAAGCUGAGGAUGGUGAUUUGAGAGGGUUUCUUCGUAGACAAUCUUCUACCUUAUUAUGGUCUGAAAAAUUAUUCAUUCUAAGAGAUAUUUCGAAAUCACUUGAAUUACUUCAUCAGCAUGAAUUCGUUCAUGGUGAUUUGCAUACCGGUAAUAUAUUAAAGACAAAUAAUCAAAGAAGUAUAAUCGAUGAAUGGAUUUGGAUUCUGUCGGCUUCAAAGAUUAGAUUAUCUAACAAGUCUAGGGAUAUUUUAAAUCAAUUUUCUUUGGCUAAUAAUAAUACAAAGAAAAUAGUUAAACGUCAAUCAAAGUUACCCCCUUCGCUUACUCGUUCUUCUACUCUGCUUAGGAACAAUACUUACUAUAGCAAAUCUUUGAGUGAUUAUGUAACUAUUAUGGGUGUUGAAAAAUCUGCGAAUGCUGCUUCUUUUGCUGCUUCUACCAGUUCAGUUAACUUUGAUGACGAGGACUCUUAA